This is a messenger RNA of Prorocentrum cordatum, 1373 nucleotides long. NCBI's taxonomy places the organism in Eukaryota, Dinophyceae, Prorocentrales, Prorocentraceae. The record is from the annotation of a GenBank genome assembly.
AGGUCCGUGGCCACCUUGGCUCAAGCUUGUCGAGGUCGCUCUCUCCGCGCGCAGAGCCCGAAGCCAAGGCCGGCCCCCCUGCUCGGCGAGCACAGGCCGCUGCGAUGGAGUUGCGGGUCGAGGCUGCGGAAGGCUGCAGCAUGCCGAGCGGCUGCUACGUGGGCGUGCGCGUCGGGGAGACCCUGAAGCAGGGCCGGUACGAGCCGCAGAGGUGCUACCACUUCCCCCAGGUCGACAGGCGACGCAACGCGAAGAUCGACCUCUACCAACACGUCGGCACGUGCACCGUGGUCGCGGACCCUGAGGCGAAGUCCACACACGACGUCGCGGUCACCAGCACCGACCCGAGCUGGCAGGGCGCCAGGCUCAAGGUCAGCGUGCAGUCUCAGGUCGAUGACUCCGCGAAGAAGCAGAGGGAGGCGCGGAUGAAGACCCUCAAGAGCCAGGCCAACGACUACUUGUCGAAGCACAACAUCGAGGAGCGGCUGUCGGAGGCGGUGAAGGCGCUCCUGAAGGAGCAGCCCGCCGACCCGACGGACUUUCUCUGCAGGGUCCUGCGCAGCGGCGACGCCACGGCGCCCGUCGCGCCUGUGGCACCGCCGGAGCAGCAGUCUGCGCCCCCGCCGCCCGCCGCGGCAGUCGCCCAGGCGGACCUCGAGAGAGAGCGCCGGACGUCGGAGUUGCGGGAGCAGGCGGCGGAGGUCUUGAUCAAGGCCAGCGCGGACGGGGAGCUCCAGAGGCUGCUCGAGGGCAUGAAGAGGGAUGCGGAUCCCCCAGCAGAGCCAGCGCCGGCCUGCCAGGCCCCGACGCCGCCCGCCGCGACCAUGGCGGUCGCCAGCAGGCCGCUGCCGCAGAGGCCGGCGAUGCUGAUGAGUUCGAUGUCGCAGUGCGGCCCGGCCUUCCACAGCAUGGGGAUGCGGCCGGCGAUGCUCUUCAUCUGAGCCUGGCCCCCGCCCGCGCCCGCCCUUUCGGCGGGCUCAGGGCGCGCGCCAGCGGCUCCGAGGGAGUCUAAUAUUCAAACCGUCUCACGCGUUGCCACAACAGGCGAGGGACCCGGCCCUGUCGGGCGCAGAACGGUGCGGCCCGGGGGCCGGGCGUGGAUGGGGAGAAAGGUCAGCGAGGCGGAGGAUGAGGGGAGACAGGUAGCGAGGACUGCACGGCGCUCCUGCGACGCCACCCAACCUCCUGCCAGGGGCAGCCCGCGAUGUCGGGCCGUCCAGGGUCGAACUGAGCUGCAAACUGUUUAGUGCCUGCUCCCACCAGAGUGGCGCUCUCUGCCUUCUCGCAAGUCGUCUAGCUUAGCUGACACGGUGAGGCUUCGGCGGCCCCGGCGCGCGCUGAUCUGAGAAAUUCUCGGCCUAAGAGGCGGAGAA